UUAAACAGAUUGGUGGCAACAUUUAAAAAUGAGAUUUAAAACUAAAAUCUGAAUUUCCAGUUUCUCUUUUAGAGUUGGCCCUUUCAACAGCGCUGAGCCCACACGCUGGAGUGGCAGCACGUGGAGGAACCUGAGAGGCUCCGCCUGCUGGGUGGCUCCGCCCUUAGCUGGUUUGCUCUCUGCCCCGCCGCCCCUGACUGUCUCCCUGACACCACGGCUAAGGGUCAGUUAUCAGUUAUCAAUAUGCUUGCCUGGGUGGUUUUUGCUUAUUUUGACCUAUUUUACUCACUUAUCUGCCUGGCCCUAUAAUUAUUUGAGCUUGGGACUCCAGUUCUAACCUUUGUCUCUCGGCUUAUUAGCUGGAAUCUAAUUUCUUCCUUCCUGUCACUCAUUACUCUGCUGCUGACCAUGUGAAGUCUCUGGGUGAACUGUUGGACCAGAGCCAGAGUCAUCAUUUGGCAGUGGAUAUAGUGUGGUGGCUUCCCUUUCAAUGGUUUCCAGAAAACUUGGCUGGGAGCUUCUCUUGGAGUUUAGCCAUAGGCUACAUGUUUUAGACAUCUUAAUUCAUACUGCACCCAAAGCUGUAAAAAUCCCCUUUAAAAAUCACAUUUGAUUUCUCCCUUGCUCCCCAUAUCCAUCAGUAGCAAACUCUUCUUGGUUCUGUAGCAUCUUCAGGCUUUCUUACUGCCGAUCUGGGUGCCUCAGUGGCGUCUCAGCUGGUGUAACUUCCAUUACUGCCCCAACCAACCACAUUCUAACAGAGCUGUCUUUCUGAAUUAGAUUUAAACAUAUCAGGCACCACAACCUCCCAAACAGAAAUCAUCAAUAGAUAUACUUAGAACGAACAUGCAUGGAAUCAAAUUUAGAUUCAGCCUAACAUUCAAAAUCUACCCAAGUCCUUCUCAGUCUGUUUCAUCGUACCUGUUACUGCUCCCUCUAACAUGCAGACCCCGUGACUCCUGUCUCUGUUCCAGGGCUUUCUCUCCUCCGAGCCACUGCUCAUGUUUUUAAAGAUAUGUCCAUGUUUAUGUCUCUUCAAAUCCCAGCUCUUUGUGACACUUUUCCAGAACCUCCCAGAUGAAAUUAAUCUUUCCUUCUUGUAUUCUCUUAGGAUGCUUACCCCAGCGCUUAUCCACGUCCGACCUGAGUUAUUGCUACUUGUGCUUUUCUCAUAACCUACCUUUGAGCCUGUGAAGGCAGGGACCAUAAUGCACACAUCUUUUAUUUCCUUCACCCAGCAGAGAGUUUAGCACACGUUGAACCAAAACAAAUAGAAAAUCCAUUUCCUGAAGCAACUUGAUGACUUGUCCUGAAAGAUUUGGGGCCCAAUGUAACCUUCAAAAUAGGACUCUAAGCUGCUUCUUUUGUUCCCCAGGGUAAAAUUAAUUUUUUUGUUUAAACAAUUUUUAUGUGUGAAGUUUUAAAAUUCUUGUUAGGAAGCAUGGCACAUUACCCAUGCUAAUUCUAACAAUAAUGAAACAAGCAGAUGAAUUCAGAAUGUGGAACAUUCUAUAAGACAGUGCUCCAGGACUGUUAAACAAGUGUCCAUGUUAUAAAAAACCAGCCAAUCAAAAUGACAAGGCGAGUGCUCUACAUUUUAAGAAAGACAUAACCAAAGACAAUGCAUGAACAUUCAUUAGAUCCUUGAUAAGAAGACAAGAGUCAUAAAAGGUAUUUUUGGCACAGUGGUGGAAAUUAUAUAUAAGAUAUUAGUAUCAAAUUAAUAUUACAUUUCUUGGGUAUAAUAACAAUAAUAUUGUGACUUACAUGGAAAAACGUCCUUAUUUGUUAGAAGAUGUACACAGAGUUAUUUCUAAGGGUAGCGUCAGGAUGUCGGCAACUUAUUUUCAGAUGGCUCAGCCAAAAAAACUAUAUCGAUCAAGAGACAAAAAGCAAGAGUGGGAAAAACAGUCAUUAAUAAAUCUAAAUGAAGAACGUAUGGGUGUUUCAUGGUACUCCUCUUUCAGUUUUUCUGGAGGUUAAAAAUUGUUUUAAAAUAAAAAGUUGGAGAAAAGGGGAAAAGGAAGAAGCCUAAAGGACUGGUUUAAUUUCCAAAUUAUAUUCUUCUUAGGCUAUUAUUGGGUAAGUUACUAGCUAAGCAGUGAAAACAAAACAUUCACUUGGGUAUGACGUUAUAUUUAGGAGUGAAACCAGCUAGGGGUGAACUGUACACGCGGUUGUAAGAAUUGUUGGGUCAGUUUUCUUGCUCGUUAGAGGGACUUCUCGUACGGACUAGGUGUGUAUCUAGGAAUGCAAGUUUUCACGGUGAGUAGAUUCAGAAAUAUUUAACAUAUCUUAGCUUUUCAUUAUCACGAGCCUGUUGAGAUGACCUGCUAUUCUAGGUAUCUCUGGAAGUGGUUAUAUUGAUUGGCCCUGUUUCUCUAGGUGAAAAAAAAAAAAAAAAAAAAAAAAAAAAAACCUGUAUCUCCUGCUUGGUUCUAGCAAAAUCGAUCUGGUUGAUGGAGGCAGAGAUAUAAAUAUAUUGGUGUAAAAGGACAAAUAGGAGAUAAGACUAUGUAUUUAUUGCCCAUUUAUGUAAUUACAUGUGUCACCAAGGACAAAGGUCCUUAAAACAAAGGCGAAAGGCAGAGCAGAAACAGUUCCCUGUAGUAAGAUAGAUAGAUUUGCUGCCACUUCCCUCCUCAUGAAUCUUCCUUCUGCAGAGUCACAUAUCCUUCUGGUUUUAUAAUUACUUUUGAAAACUUGACCACCUUUCUGGGCGCGACUCGAUGGCUGAAGAUACACUUCACUCCAGUAAAAAGAAAAUGCAGAUUUUUCAAGACCACUUGUAGGCUUCCAGCCGAGAGGACUGCACUUACUUCCUGAAGUCGGAUAAGCCUGGCUCUUGGAGGAAGCGUUACCAGGACCACGGCACCAUGGAUGUGGUGGGCGAAAACGAGGCCCUGCAACAGUUCUUUGAAGCUCAAGGGGCCAGUGGCACUCUGGGAAACCCUACCCUGGAUACAAGUCUGCUGGAGGAAUUCUUGGGCAAUGAUUUCGACUUGGGGUCCUUGCAAGGCCAGCUUCCAGAUACCCCACCCUAUUCUGCGUCAGACUCCUGCUCUCCUCCACAGGUCAAAGGUGCGUGCUGCCCGACUCUGACGCCCGCAGCCGGGAGGACCACAGCUGCUUUCCUCCGUGCCGCAGCUGCACCUGCAAUGCUGCCUGCACACCUGCCCCCCAGCUCGUCCGGAACCAGCGCCUCUGGCCACACCCACGGCGGCUUUCACAGCUGCUACCCAGACACCAGUCAUCUCGUGACCCCCCUGGACCAACCUGGGUCCUCCCACCUGGGGAUUGGUUGUUCUUACCAUCAGCACCCUCUGUGCCACAGUCCUGGAGCCUCAUUGCCAUCCACCAAGAAGAGAAAGUGCACACAGAUGCUGGAGGAUGCCGGGGACGGUCAAGUGUGGGCGCAUCACUCCAGACCAAUGACAAGCAGGAGUCACAGCAACGAAGCGCAAGACCGUGACAGUGAGAGGCAGAGCGCGACGCUUGCGGACCAGUGCUCGCCUGCUCCGAAGUGGCGGCCAUACCGAAGUGCUCCUUGGCAUGGUUUAGUAAACGGUCAAUACGAAAACCUACCCAAUAUCGGCUAUCGAGUUGUCACAGACAAAGGAUUUAAUUUUUCACCGGCAGAUGAAGCCUUUGUUUGCCAAAAGAAGAACCAUUUUCAGCUAACCAUCCAUAUCCAAGUCUGGGGAAGUCCAAAGUUUGUCAAAACCCAGAUGGGCCUAAAGCCAAUAGAAAUGUUUUACUUGAAAGCUUUUGGGGUUAAGGUAGAAGCCACCAAUCAAAUAAUUGCUAUUGAACAGUCCCAAGCAGACAGAAGCAAAAAGAUUUUCAAUCCUGUUAAAGUCGACCUGCUUGCUGACCAGGUCACCAAAGUAACGCUGGGCCGGUUACACUUCAGCGAAACCACAGCAAAUAACAUGAGGAAGAAGGGAAAGCCAAACCCCGACCAGAGGUACUUCAUGUUGGUGGUUGGACUGUAUGCUGCUAACCAAGACCAGUUCUACCUGUUGUCUGCCCACAUCUCUGAACGGAUCAUUGUCAGGGCCUCCAACCCUGGGCAAUUUGAAAAUGACACUGAUGCCUUAUGGCAGCGAGGACAAGUUCCAGAAUCUGUGGUUUGUCACAGUCAUGUGGGCAUAAACACAGACGCACCGGACGAAGCCCUGGUUGUCUGUGGCAAUGUGAAAGUGAUGGGGACAAUUAUGCAUCCGUCUGACAGCCGGGCAAAGGAGAACGUCCAGGAGGUUGACACGACUGAACAGCUGAGAAGAAUAGCCCAGAUGCGGAUUGUUGAAUACGACUACAAGCCUGAAUUUGCAUCUGCCAUGGGAAUCAGCGCCGCCCACCAAACAGGAAUGAUCGCCCAGGAGGUGCAAGAGAUCCUACCCAGAGCCGUCAGAGAGGUUGGCGAUGUCACCUGUGAAAACGGAGAGACGUUGGAGAACUUCCUCAUGGUCGAUAAGGACCAGAUCUUUAUGGAAAAUGUAGGUGCAGUGAAGCAGCUCUGCAAACUAACCAACAACCUUGAAGAAAGAAUAGAAGAGUUAGAAAUAUGGAACAGAAAGCUGGCCCAGCUGAAGCGGCUCAGUAGUUGGAAGUCCUCCGCCAGCGAAGCAAGCUCAAUCAGCAAAUUUAGCAGAGCUUUUAGCACAUCUUCUCCAAGAAGGACCAUUCCCAAAAAACCCAGCAAGGUUUAUUUUUCAGGAAAAAACCAAUCAUGUCCCAACUGGGUUUUCCAGACCUUGGUUAUAACGCUCAUUGCUGUGAUGGCCUUUUGUGCCUUGACGAUCGUCUCCCUUUACAUACUUAGCUUAAAAGAUCAAGACCGAUGUACCCCGGGUCUCCCUUCCAGCAACAUGACAAGCUCUCAGGAGCCGGAGCUGCCACCCACAGCCUCCCCCUCGGCACCAAAUGCAUCCGUUGCAACCACACAACCCUCCUUCCAAGUACCAGAAAUCACUUUCUGUGAGAUCCUGCCAUGUCUGGAGACUUACUGCUGCCCGAUCUGGGGAACAGGAAUACUCCUCUCCAGUCCUGUGCAAAGACAGCCGGAGGAGAAGCAGCCCCACCAGAGGCUGCGGGCAGCAGCGUUUGAAAAGUGGUACAAAUCUGUGGGAGAGAUGUUACUUUUCAAGUUCACAGCCAACACCACAGACUCCUUCAUGCAAUCAUCUGAGGUUCCAAAGUCUCCAGGAGACAGGAGCACAUCGUUCUUGGCAGCAGAGGCGCAAAGCAGCCUUGACUGGGGGAGUGACUGGAUUGAUACAACCAUCAGUUCUAUUCAGAUCAUGGAAAUCCAGCAAACAAUAGAUCGUCGGUUUUGCAGUAGAAGUCUCCAGUGCGGGUCCGGAAAUUACAAUUACUAUAUUCCUGUUAAUAAAUACACACCCACCAAUGUUAAAUUCUCUCUGGAAAUCAACACCACAGAGCCCCUGAUAGUCUUCCAGUGCACAUUCACCCUUGGAAAUGUGUGCUUCCAGAGUCAAGGGGAAGCCAGAGGGGUGCAAAGCCACCAAGAAGUCUCCCAGGAGAUGACACAGGGAUAUCAGCACAUUUGGAACCUCCCUGUCGCCCCACUCUUUGACAGCUCAUACCAUUUCCGGGUAGCUGCACCGGACUUAGCUGACUGCUCCACGGACCCUUAUUUUGCCGGGAUAUUCUUCACAGACUACUUCUUUUACUUCUAUCGACAUUGUGCCUAAUUUAUUCAAGUUUGCUGGGGGACUUAACCAAAGAAAAAUACUCAGAUAUGGUUAACGGAAACUCACGUCCUCUUACGACUUCUUUCUUUUCUUUGUAAAACAUGCACCUUUUUUGGGCAGACUUCUCGCAGGCUUUGGCUUCCAACAGUUUUGAGACGUUUAAUGAGGAGAAUAAAGUGUUCGCUGGAACUUGAGAUAACAUGGUGUUUGUUUUUUGCCGUGACUAUGAGGAAAAGAUUUCCUGGAGUCAACAGCGCUGUCAGAUCUGAAAAUACUGCUUCUGUGAUGAAGGAGGCGGGGAGGUCAAAACGGACAGGUCUAUUUAACUUUACUUUGUCUCAAUGUACCGCAAAGCUUUGGAGAAAAACAUAAAGGUCCAUUUCAGCCAUAUCAACUUGGAUCCACCAAAUAUAGACUCUUAAGAAUGUGUGAUACGGUGUGUGUUUGGGGGGUGGGGGGUGGUGUCCGAGCUCACAUUUAGGCAAACUAUUGCUAUGAGUGUGUGUGUGUGUGCGUGUGCAUGCUUGUGCACUGUGCACACUAGUGUGGAAUGCAGCUUGCUAAUAAAUUGGAUUUAAGAAAAAUAGCUGCAAUUCUACUGUGUGAUGUCUGAUGGAUGCUAAAC
Messenger RNA from Camelus dromedarius (Arabian camel), 6342 nucleotides. RefSeq names its product myelin regulatory factor like (gene MYRFL). Gene Ontology annotation, biological process: protein autoprocessing; positive regulation of DNA-templated transcription. The record is from RefSeq and is a predicted model, not a curated record. Gene Ontology annotation, cellular component: endoplasmic reticulum membrane; nucleus. The transcript is spliced from 26 exons. Gene Ontology annotation, molecular function: sequence-specific DNA binding; DNA-binding transcription factor activity. The coding region runs from base 2877 to 5717 and encodes 946 amino acids. NCBI's taxonomy places the organism in Eukaryota, Metazoa, Chordata, Mammalia, Artiodactyla, Camelidae.